UUAAAAAGGGCGUAGAGAGGAGGAAAGGACCAAAAGAGAGAGUGAAAGUUUAUUAAAGUUAAUAAAAGAUCUGGGCCUUUUUGGGGAACAGGGAAGACAGAGGAAGAGAGAAGAAAACACAAACAACAGUUGGGGCAAAGCAUAUGGCGACGCUUCUGUCAACUCCUCUUUCCAGGCCAACCCUGCUACCACCAUACGCUCCCCAAGUACACUUCCAAAACUCCACCCCACCAUAAUUUUCAUAAUCCAAGGCCACCACCUUAACCUUAACACUACACCCACCACCACCACCAUCUCCACCACCUUCUGCAAUGCUAACGGCUAUUUUUCUCUACCUCUCCUUGCUUCUCUUCGCCCCAACGCUGACCUGCGCCCAGCGGAGCGCCGAUGCCUUGUCUGAAAUCAAAGCCUUGACGGCCUUCAAACUCAAUCUACACGAUCCGCUAGGCGCAUUGGACGGCUGGAACUCGUCGACCCCUUCCGCUCCCUGUGACUGGCGGGGCAUUCUCUGUUACAAUGGCCGAGUUUGGGAACUUCGCUUACCUCGUCUCCAACUCGGUGGCCGACUCACUGACCAACUCUCUAACCUUCGCCAACUUCGCAAGUUAAGUCUUCACUCUAACGCCUUUAACGGCUCUGUUCCUCUUUCUCUCUCCCAGUGCUCUCUUCUACGCGCCGUUUAUUUACAUUACAACUCAUUUUCCGGUGGUCUCCCGCCGGCUCUCACCAACCUCACCAACCUUCAAGUGCUCAAUGUUGCCCACAACUUUCUCUCUGGUGGAAUCCCCGGGAACCUCCCGAGGAAUCUCCGCUAUCUCGACCUUUCUUCAAACGCCUUCUCCGGCAAUAUUCCAGCUAACUUUUCUGUGGCUUCUUCGCUUCAGCUCAUCAACCUUUCGUUCAACCAGUUCUCCGGUGGGGUUCCGGCUAGCAUCGGAGAGCUUCAACAGCUUCAGUAUCUGUGGUUGGACUCGAACCAGUUGUAUGGAACCAUCCCUUCUGCGAUAUCCAACUGUUCAUCACUCCUACAUUUGAGUGCCGAAGACAAUGCGCUCAAGGGUCUGAUUCCGGCAACGCUCGGAGCGAUUCCGAAACUUCGAGUGCUUUCGCUUUCCCGCAAUGAACUCUCUGGUUCGGUCCCUGCAUCUAUGUUCUGCAACGUCUCGGCCAAUCCUCCCACGCUAGUGAUCGUACAGUUGGGGUUUAAUGCCUUCACGGGCAUUUUUAAGCCGCAAAACGCAACUUUUUUCAGCGUUUUGGAGGUUUUGGACCUUCAAGAGAAUCACAUUCAUGGUGUGUUCCCAUCUUGGUUGACAGAAGUAUCCACGCUAAGAAUUCUAGAUCUUUCUGGAAACUUCUUCUCUGGUGUUCUACCCAUUGAAAUCGGAAAUCUCCUGAGACUGGAGGAGUUGAGAGUUGCUAAUAAUUCGCUACAGGGUGAGGUUCCUCGUGAGAUUCAGAAAUGCAGUUUGUUACAGGUUCUUGAUCUGGAAGGAAAUCGAUUUUCAGGUCAACUUCCUCCAUUUUUGGGCGCAUUAACGAGCUUGAAGACGUUAUCUCUAGGGAGAAACCAUUUCUCAGGUUCCAUUCCAGCAAGUUUUCGGAACCUCUCACAGUUGGAAGUAUUGAAUCUGAGCGAAAAUAACUUGAUUGGGGACGUACUCGAAGAGCUAUUGCUUCUUAGCAAUUUGAGUAUCUUAAACCUAAGCUUCAACAAAUUUUAUGGGGAAGUAUGGUCAAAUAUCGGGGACUUGAGUAGCUUGCAGGAGUUGAACAUGAGCGGUUGUGGCUUUUCAGGAAGACUUCCUAAGAGCAUUGGAAGUUUGAUGAAACUUGCUACUUUGGAUUUGAGUAAGCAAAAUAUGUCUGGUGAAUUGCCUUUAGAGAUUUUUGGGUUGCCAAAUUUGCAAGUUGUUGCUCUUCAAGAGAAUCUGUUUUCUGGGGAUGUUCCCGAAGGCUUCAGCAGUUUACUUAGUAUGCGCUAUCUGAAUCUAUCCUCUAAUGCCUUUUCCGGCGAGGUUCCGGCUACCUUUGGAUUUCUUCAGUCCUUAGUUGUUCUCUCAUUGUCUCAAAAUCAUGUUUCCAGUGUAAUUCCAUCAGAGCUUGGUAAUUGUUCUGAUCUGGAAGCACUUGAGCUCCGGUCCAAUCGAUUGAGCGGUGAAAUCCCCGGUGAACUCUCUCGUCUAUCCCAUUUGAAGGAACUCGAUCUGGGUCAGAAUAAUUUGACAGGUGAAAUCCCAGAAGAUAUAUCUAAGUGCUCCUCUAUGACUUCCCUGCUGCUGGAUGCCAAUCAUCUUUCAGGCCCCAUACCGGAUUCGUUGUCUAAAUUAUCAAAUCUAACAAUGCUGAAUCUGUCUUCAAACAGAUUCAGUGGAGUCAUUCCAGUGAACUUUUCAGGCAUCUCUACCUUGAAAUACUUGAACCUUUCACAGAACAACCUGGAAGGAGAAAUUCCUAAAAUGCUGGGUUCUCAAUUUACAGAUCCUUCAGUUUUUGCAAUGAAUCCAAAGUUAUGCGGAAAGCCAUUGAAAGAGGAAUGCGAGGGCGUGACCAAGAGAAAAAGGAGGAAACUGAUUCUUUUAGUUUGUGUGGCUGUUGGUGGAGCCACCCUUCUGGCAUUGUGUUGUUGUGGCUAUAUUUUCAGUCUAUUGCGUUGGCGUAAGAAACUUAGAGAAGGGGCAGCCGGGGAGAAGAAGCGGAGCCCAGCCCCAAGCUCUGGAGGAGAAAGAGGCCGUGGGAGCGGUGAAAAUGGAGGGCCAAAACUCGUUAUGUUCAACAACAAAAUAACCUACGCGGAAACAUUAGAGGCAACCAGACAAUUUGACGAGGAAAAUGUCUUGAGCAGGGGAAGAUAUGGACUUGUAUUCAAGGCCUCUUUCCAAGAUGGCAUGGUCCUAUCAAUCCGCCGCCUUCCAGAUGGGUCCAUCGAAGAGAACACCUUCCGUAAAGAAGCAGAAUCACUGGGCAAAGUGAAGCACAGAAACCUAACAGUCCUACGCGGCUACUAUGCAGGACCACCGGACGUCAGGCUCCUCGUUUACGACUACAUGCCUAAUGGAAAUCUGGCCACCCUGCUCCAGGAAGCCUCUCACCAAGAUGGGCACGUCCUCAAUUGGCCAAUGCGCCAUCUGAUUGCACUUGGCAUUGCCCGUGGCCUAUCCUUCCUCCACUCAGUUUCAAUGGUUCAUGGAGAUGUGAAGCCACAAAACGUCCUCUUUGAUGCGGAUUUCGAAGCCCAUCUCUCUGAUUUCGGGUUAGACCGAUUAACCAUACCAACCCCGGCUGAACCUUCCUCCUCCACAACCCCAAUUGGGUCACUAGGCUAUGUUUCACCGGAGGCGGCAUUGACCGGAGAAGCUGACGUGUACAGUUUCGGAAUCGUAUUGCUAGAGAUAUUGACAGGUAGGAAACCAGUGAUGUUCACACAAGACGAAGACAUUGUAAAAUGGGUGAAAAAACAGUUACAAAGAGGUCAAAUUUCAGAAUUACUGGAACCGGGGUUGCUGGAAAUCGACCCGGAGUCAUCUGAAUGGGAAGAAUUCUUAUUGGGGGUGAAAGUUGGGUUGCUAUGCACAGCACCCGACCCGCUUGAUAGACCCUCCAUGUCAGACAUCGUAUUCAUGCUUGAAGGUUGCCGGGUCGGACCAGAUAUUCCAUCCUCAGCUGAUCCAACCUCCCUCCCCUCCCCCGUGUGAAGGAAGCCAAUUAGUUGUUUAAACAAAUUUCCAUUUUUAAUUCUAACUUGAAUUUACA
Messenger RNA from Vitis vinifera (wine grape), 3753 nucleotides. Its product is annotated as probable LRR receptor-like serine/threonine-protein kinase At4g36180. Lineage: Eukaryota; Viridiplantae; Streptophyta; Magnoliopsida; Vitales; Vitaceae. Gene Ontology annotation, molecular function: protein binding; protein kinase activity; ATP binding. The transcript has a single exon. Gene Ontology annotation, biological process: protein phosphorylation. The coding region runs from base 312 to 3695 and encodes 1127 amino acids. The record is from RefSeq and is a predicted model, not a curated record. Gene Ontology annotation, cellular component: plasma membrane.